Molecule: messenger RNA, 1732 nt
Organism: Arvicanthis niloticus (Nile rat)
Lineage: Eukaryota; Metazoa; Chordata; Mammalia; Rodentia; Muridae
Source: RefSeq, a predicted model, not a curated record
UUCGGCGGCCCGCGUGCUCGGUCCCUCAGGGCCCGGAGUUAUCCGCGAGGCAGCGAUCGGCGGGCGGGCGAUGGAGGCGCGGGGGUCGCGGCGGCGCGCGCUGCGCCUGCUCUUGAUGGUGCAGCUGCUGGCGGGGCGCUGGCGGCCUGCCGGGGCGGCGCGGGGCGCGCGGGGAGGGUUGCCUGAACUAUCCUCUGCUGCAAAACAUGAAGACAGUUUGUUUAGGGAUUUGUUUGAAGACUAUGAAAGGUGGGUUCGUCCUGUGGAACACCUGAGUGACAAGAUAAAAAUCAAGUUUGGCCUUGCAAUCUCUCAGUUAGUGGACGUGGAUGAGAAAAACCAGCUAAUGACAACAAACGUCUGGUUGAAGCAGGAAUGGAUAGACGUAAAAUUAAGAUGGAAUCCUGAUGACUAUGGUGGAAUAAAAAUUAUACGUGUUCCUUCAGAUUCUCUGUGGAUUCCAGACAUCGUUUUGUUUGAUAAUGCAGAUGGACGUUUUGAAGGGGCCAGUACGAAAACGAUUGUCAGGUACAAUGGCACUGUCACGUGGACGCAGCCAGCAAACUACAAAAGUUCUUGUACUAUAGACGUUACCUUUUUCCCAUUUGAUCUCCAAAACUGUUCCAUGAAAUUCGGCUCGUGGACGUAUGACGGCUCCCAGGUUGAUAUAAUCCUAGAGGACCAAGAUGUCGACAGAACAGAUUUUUUUGACAAUGGAGAAUGGGAAAUCGUGAGUGCAAUGGGAAGCAAGGGGAACCGGACGGACAGCUGCUGCUGGUACCCCUACAUCACGUACUCCUUUGUGAUUAAGCGGCUGCCUCUCUUCUAUACCUUGUUUCUUAUUAUACCCUGCAUCGGGCUCUCCUUUCUGACUGUCGUUGUCUUCUAUCUCCCUUCAAACGAAGGAGAAAAGAUUAGCUUGUGCACUUCUGUGCUUGUCUCUCUGACUGUCUUCCUUCUCGUUAUUGAGGAGAUUAUCCCCUCAUCCUCCAAGGUCAUACCUCUGAUUGGGGAGUACUUGGUGUUCACCAUGAUUUUCGUGACCCUAUCCAUUAUGGUGACGGUCUUUGCCAUCAACGUCCACCACCGCUCUUCCUCCACACACAAUGCUAUGGCGCCUUGGGUUCGUAAGAUAUUUCUCCACAAGCUUCCCAAACUGCUCUGCAUGAGAAGCCAUGCAGACAGGUACUUCACUCAGAGAGAAGAAGCUGAGAAUGGCGGUGGACCUAAAUCUCGGAAUACUUUGGAAGCCGCUCUCGAUUGCAUUCGGUACAUCACGAGGCACGUCGUGAAAGAGAACGACGUCCGCGAGGUUGUUGAAGAUUGGAAAUUCAUAGCCCAAGUUCUUGAUCGGAUGUUUCUGUGGACGUUUCUUCUGGUUUCAAUCAUUGGGACUUUAGGGCUUUUCGUUCCUGUUGUUUAUAAAUGGGCCAAUAUAAUAGUCCCGGUUCACAUUGGAAACACAAUUAAGUGAAAUCAAGAAAUUACACUGUGGGUUUAGUGAGCAGUCAUGCAGCUCUUAGGACACAUAUGCCAUUAUGAAAAUAUUUACAGUUUGAUAUAGGCUGUAACAGAUUAGCAAUUUCUAGCAUUGGCUUAAAGUUGUCCAUUAGAACUGCAGUAAUAACCUCGAGUAGCAACAAUGUAUUGUCCACCUGCACUAGUGAAGGCCUAACAUCUGCAUCCUGGCAAAUACUACUAACUUGCAACCAGUGAUGAAGGCCAUCUUUGG